This is a messenger RNA of Rhodotorula toruloides NP11, 2805 nucleotides long. RefSeq names its product glycogen/starch synthase, ADP-glucose type, glycosyltransferase family 5 protein. The record is from RefSeq and is a predicted model, not a curated record. The transcript has 4 exons. Lineage: Eukaryota; Fungi; Basidiomycota; Microbotryomycetes; Sporidiobolales; Sporidiobolaceae. Bases 1 to 2805 code for a protein of 934 amino acids.
AUGGCCCACGACCCACCCUCGACCCCGCCGAGGUCAAGGACGGCCCGCUCAACCUCCAUCUCCACCCACUCCCCUCUCCACUCACCCACCCACACCCUCUCCUACCGCCUCUCGCCGCGGAAUCGCACGCGCAGUACACUAUCGAUUCAAUUUCAGAAUGGCGGCGUGAAGGAGAAGAGCGGAGGGAGGGAGAAGAGGGGUGGGAGAGGCGACCGGGCUGGUGAGCGGAUUUGGGAGUUCGUGAGGAGACGAUGGACGGUGGUUGUGCUGCUGGCACUUGCAGUCGCUGUCACUCUCUAUGUACUUCUGCACACGCAGAAGCGGCCACCUCUGAUCAUCCCAAAACGACCUUACACUCUGCAAGAGUACCGCCACCUCGACCAUUCUCUACCCAUAUCCCUUCGCCCCGCGACCCGCAUCCUGCACGUCACGAAAGAGUUUGGGCCAGCGACAAUGGGCGGACUAGGCGUUAUGCUCACGGCGCUCUCGAUCGCGCAAUCCGACUCGCCCCUCCUAUCUAUCGCCGUCGCCCUACCACACUACUCCUACCUCCGCGACCGCUACUCGGCAGACGAGAUUCGCCCCUUCGCGAACCUCACCAUCCCAAUCACGACCCACCCUUCCUCACCCUCUCGACCCGCCAGACACAUCCGCGUUCCCGUCUCCCUCCUCCGAUGGUCCUACACCCCCUCACCCGAUUUCCUCCACACCCCCUCUCCCGCGGACGAACCCAUCUCGGACCCACCCGCACGCACGAUCGACAUCUACCUCCUCGGACCUAGCGACUCUCGCCCUUUCUCCGCCGCGUUCAGAGCGAAAGACGAAGGCGAUAUUUAUUCGGCGUGCAAGCCGCUCAAACAGGAGUGGAAGGAUCUGUAUUUCGCGAGGGCCGCGGCAGAGUUGGUUGCGUACUUGGGGGCCAAGGACGAGGCGACGGUGUUUGAGGACGACGACCUACCGCUCGACGACAACGACGAGCCUACGCCUGGCUUGAGCGCGAAAAGGCGAGUCGAUGUCGUUCACUUGCACGGUGCGACGAACGCCUUUGUCGCGCAUUUCUUGCGCGAGAGGGAGAAGGAGGAACGACAUGUUCAGCGACUGCAGAGUCGUCAUCCGGCGAUUGUUUACACGUUGCAUGACUCGCUCGACGAGGUCGAGUACUCAAACCUCGUCGAAAACGUCGUGCAUUUCCUCCCGCCCGCUCCCGCUCCGACACGCUCGAACGACCUCGAUGACACUCGCAGCGCCUCGCACCCGCUCGCCCGCCUCCAACCGUACAUCUACCGCUCGGGGACGCAACUCUUCGCCUCGGCCCUCGGCAUCGACCUAGCAGACAUGACGACCUUCGUCUCUCGCUCCAUCGCAGCCGACAUCGUCUCAGGCCGAUUCCGCUUCCACCUCCAGGACCUCGUCAUGCCCUCUAUCGCGCGCCGCGCGGCGAAGGGCGAGUUUGUGGGCGUCACGAACGGGUUGGACUUCACGGAGAGGGAGCGGAAUCCGUUCACGAGUCCCAAACUCGUCGAGCGGGGGUUGGCGUUCCCUCGCGUACCAGGCGGCGACUUGUUCGAUCCUUCGACGUUCCCCUCGUCGCCGGGGGAUCCCUCCUUCGUGUCGUCCAAACGCCGCGCCCGCGCCUUCCUCGUCUCGCACCUCCCGCAACACUUCUCCCCCACCGACCUCUCCCAACCCUGGUUCGUCUUUAUCGGCCGCUACCAAUACAACAAAGGCUGUCAAUUCUUCUCCACCCUCCUCGACGAACUCGCGCGCUCGCCUCAGGGAGGGAGACUGAUCCUCCUCGGCGCGAGGAACAACUACCCUUUCUCUUUGCUCACCAACCUCGCGCGCGCGUAUCCCUCCCACCUGACGCUGAUCGACGACCGCUCCCCCUCGACAUCCUCGUUCCAGCGCGACUACGGCACCUUGGUCCGCCUCGCGAGCGACUUUGCGUUCGUACCCAGCUUGAGCGAGGCGUUUGGGCUCGUCGCGGCUGAGGCGUUGUUGUUUGGGAUGAGGGUGGUUAGUACGGGUGUGGGAGGGCUGGGGGAGUUUCUCGUGCCCAUCCCUGAGCAAGAGGAGGAGGAAGAGGGGGAGGGGAGGGGGAACAGCUACUUGUUCGACCUUUUCCCCCGUCGCACGAGCGGCGAGGAAGAGGUCCCGCAGACGCAAGGAGCGGAAGAAGACCACUCUCGCUCCGCGCAAGACGUGCGACCGGACGAGGAGAUGCUCCUUCCUGCGCGGGAAGAGCUGCGCAAGGCUGUCAGGCGGGCGUUGAGCGGUUGGGAGCGCGACAGGACGAGGUCGAUGAGGGAGAGGGAGAGGAGUGUGAGGAGGUUGGUUGGGAGUGCGUUGGAGUUGAGGUGGGAUAGGGAGGGCGGGCCUGUUGAGGAGUACAUCCGCGUCUACGACCGCGCACUCGACACACGUCGUCGCCGCCUCGGCCUCCCUCGUUCCGUCCCUUCUCCUCUCACGCCCGAACGCGCUCCGACUCGACACGACGAGCAGCCUCACCGACGACACUCACGCCUCGAAGGCGUCGUCGAGAUGAUUCGACAGAGGGGGAGGAAGGCGCGAGGGAGCGAGGGAGACCACGGCGGGGGCGAGGCGCGGACGGCGGCAGCAGACAACGCAGGACUGAGUCUCCCGAUCUUCAAGGUGUGGGACGAGUCUACGGCCGUGCGCGCGUCACGGCCAAAACCCAAGGCCAAGACGAAGGGGAAGGGUCAGGGGAAGGGCAAGGCGGGAAUGCGAGUGUGCGUGGCCGGAGAAGCGAGGAGGGCAGCGGGCGGCGGGAAGGGCGGGUCGUAA